CCCUAAUGACAUAACAUGACGUAAGUGGUAAAAAAAGUAAACAAGAUCAUAAAAGUGGUGUUCGUUUGCAACUGCGGGAGCAUAGGUGGUGAUAAGAAGAGUACACAAGUGAAUUAAGUGUGUAUAAAUAACCACACGAAAUUUCCACUAUUUUAUAAAUAUAGAAAUUGUUUAAUCCUAGGCCUAUAUGCUAGAGGAAGAGGCUGUUUUGGAUGUUGACCACCUCCAUUCCAACGGCAGGAGGAGUAAUACUAAGAACAGGACAGGGUACAUAGGCCUAGCUAGGCCUAGGCUUUUCCAACUCUGUACUUCAGAAAUCAUUCAUUCAGACCUGGUGCCUUUGCAACAAAUCAAAAAACGGCUGGCCUAGCAAUGGAAUUAUGUAUUAUGUAGGCCUAUCAACUGUCUUCAUUAUAAACAGGUUGAGAGACAAACUAUGUAUGAAUAUGAUAAAUGUUUAAUAACAUACAAUGUGUGUGUUUGCAUAAAUUUUUUAACAAAGUCAUGAAAUUGUAAAAAAAAAAAUUACAGUAAUGUCACUGAAAAGAAUGAAUAGCCACGAAGAUUGGGAGGUUGUUAAAACAAACGCAUUUGAUGCAAACAGGCCCCGGGCUAAGCUGAAGUUCGAUGUCGCAUGGAAUGAACAUCACCACAAACUAGCAAUAACAUGUCGUCGUGAAAAAGUUCGGUUUGUUCAGAAGCGGUUUAAUACCUCAUUGAAGAAAACUCCACCCAGUCCCAAAAAUGGAAAUGAGAAAAAUGGACAACAUGAAAUUAAUGGAACAAGUUGGACGGGUUUAUUUAGCUUCCAAGAUGUGAGAUAUGCACAUGAACAAUUGUGCCUGCUCAGCCCCCGUAUAGGGGAAUACCCCCCAAGUCUACCGUACGAAACAAGGGGCGUCUGGAGUUUCUUCUUUCAGAAUGAAAUCAUACCAGAUGAAGUGGAAAAAUCUGUGCGAGUCUAUCUAGACAUUGCUGCAGAUGUCUGCGACCAACAAUUUCUCAUUGAUACGCUGUUUGAAGUUGAUGCAUGCAUAGAAAAAUACUUGGAGGAUAUGGGCGAACUGAAACAGAGAGAGUACGAAAACGACGUUCAACGAAUACAAGACGAGUAUGAACACUUAAAAAAGAAAAAAUCAGAGGAAGCCAACAACAUGAUGAAGAUGAAGGAAUUUUACGAAAAAGAGGAUGAUGUUGUUUUUAAAUUAUACCAAAGUUUAGCAGAGUUAUAUAAUUUGAAAAUUCAGCCAUUCCUAGAUUUGCGUGAAUUAGCGUAUAGUAAGCAAUUUGAAAUUAAGGAAAGCCUUCAGGAUGAAUAUCGUAGUGCGGAGAAACGAAAGAAACUGGGAGAAGAGUAUGAUUCAUGGCUGGAACAAUUCCAAACUGCGAUUGAGACCAUACAUGAUUUGCAAGUGCAGUAUUUCACAAAAUGUGUUGAUAUAAGUAAAGGAAGAGUACAGGACAUGAUAGAAGACCAACCAAACUUUGGCAGAAAUACUUGGGAGUUGUAUGGGCAGCCUCGGCUGCAUGAUUUGAAGCAGACUUUGUCACAAGAGAGGAAACAACAGCUAGAGGCCAAGAAACAGAAGUACAGAUACUCACAGGAAAAAAUACAGCAAGAGAUUGCAAUGGUUAAGGAGGGAGCUGGAAUGAGGCGGCAAGUAGAGGAGUUAGAGGAUAAACAUCAUCAACUACAGUUGAAGGUGUUUGAUACAGAACUUGCAAUUUUACAAGAACAAGAAAAUGAGCUCAAAUUUGAGGAAGCAGCCAUAAAGAAGGACAUAGAAGAAGAGAAAGAGAUGGAGGAAAAUGAAUUCCAUGAUGCAUAUGAGAGUUUAAUUGGACUUGAUGAGGAUGAUGAAAACGAAAAACCAACAAGUACGAUGACUCCAAAACUUAGAAAAGUAGCAGCCAAAAUGAGUCGUAUCAGAAAAAAGAAAGCAAAUAUUAGAAACAAUAAGCAAAUUUUUAUUAGCACUUUUGAAAACAAGUUGAAGGAGAAGGUAGUUCAAGAACAGAAAGAGGAAGACCAUAGGAAAAUUACUGUGAAAAUGGAGAAAAGAGAAGUUGAAACUAAAGAGAAGAAAGAUUUCAUUGAUGCAGAAAGGCAGAAGACCUUACAACGUCUUAAAGAAUACAAAUUAAAAAUGAAAUAUCCAUCUCCAAGACUCAUAAAAGCACGUAACAAAGGUACAAAGAAGCAAGUAGAUGAUGGCCAAGGAGACCAAAAUGAUCCUGUAUCAGGUCCACCAUCUGGACUCCCUCCACCACCUCCUGUGGAAUCGAUGCCGCAUAAAGCAGGACCAGGACCUCCGCCAGGUUUACCACCACCACCUCCUCCUCCAGGCUUACCACCACCACCUCCACCUCCCCCUGUACCAGGUUUACCCCCACCACCACCACCAGGGCUAGGUUCUCAAUCAAAAUUAGCCAACAGUAGGCCAACUAAAACAGUAAGCAAAAAACCAGAGGAAACUCCUGCUAGUGGGUUGCCGUUUGAUGCAAAAAACAUUGUUGCAGCUAGAGAACGACUCGGGAAAGCCAACUUACGGAAACUGCCAGAUAAGCCAUUGAAGCAAGAAGGCAAACCUGUCGAUGUUGUAAGUGAAAUGACAGAGCUUUUCAGGAAUGGUUUCAAACUUCGUAAACACGAAGACAAUGACGAAGAUGUGACUUCAUUGACCCAUGACUCAGCAGACUUCCUCAGGGAUAGAUUAGGCAAGAUACAUGAGAACAUGAAUCCACAAGAUGGUGAAUCAAAUGAUGAAUUUGAGGAGUCUACAGAAUGGUGAAUGCGAGGAUGCACAUUACAAGAAUUUUCACUGAUGAAACACCAACAAUUAUCUUUAAUAAAAAAAAUUAAUUCUCCCAAUGGGAUUUUAAACCAAGAUGUGGGGCGGAUUGCUAUACACGAUCUAUAGACAAGUCAAAUCAGAAAAGGGCGCUCUUUAUUUGUGCCGCCAUUACUGGGGGUCCCAAGUUUAUGUCAGGUUCAUGUAUGUUGGUGCAGAGUACAGUAGUAGUAUUCAGGGACACUUUUCCAUGAAAUGGGGGAAAUAUGUCUAUACACUAUAGCCAACCCCUAUUAAGGUGGCACUCGCAUUAAAGGGAUGGGGACACUUUUUUCAGUUUUUCUUAUGUACUUUCAUAUAGUUUCAUAUAGGAUUCAAAUCCAUAUCGUAACCCUGAUUUUCAAGUCAUUACACUUUUAUAUUCAUUCUGCUGUAUCUGUCAUAGCACUGGAACCUAAACCAUAUAAAACUUUUGUUGUUUUAAUUACGUUUAUUUUGAUUUCAUCCUACAUGUAGGAUUUUUUUUUCUGCAUACUUUUAUAAUUACAGUACAAGAUUUUGACUUUUAAACAUGGGAUUUUUUUUUUAAUUGUGUACACUACUUUUAGGAUUUUAAAUCCAUACCCUGGAUUUUGCUGUAUCUGUCAUUUAUUAGCACACCAAUGUACAACUUUGUAGUUUUAAUUACAUUUAUUCUGAUAGCAUCAUA
Anneissia japonica is the source of this 3501-nucleotide messenger RNA. RefSeq names its product junction-mediating and -regulatory protein-like. The record is from RefSeq and is a predicted model, not a curated record. Lineage: Eukaryota; Metazoa; Echinodermata; Crinoidea; Comatulida; Comatulidae. Gene Ontology annotation, cellular component: cytoplasm. Gene Ontology annotation, biological process: Arp2/3 complex-mediated actin nucleation. Gene Ontology annotation, molecular function: Arp2/3 complex binding. The coding region runs from base 534 to 2792 and encodes 752 amino acids. The transcript is spliced from 8 exons.